AGAUUUGGACUGUGCAUCAAUGUAGUAAGUUUGCUCUAUUUUUUUCACGCGUACUUUUUUCAUCGUUUCUCAAAGUCUGCCUUUGAGUUUUCAACUUCUUGAUGUACUGGUUGAAAGAAUAGUCAAAAGAAUACAACUGCCACGAAAUGCCACUUUGCGGUUGUGUCGUUGGAUGUUGCUAUCCUGAGGUAAGCUCGUUCUGACUUGUGACCCACUGACCCUCCAACAACAUGAAUAGAAGUAAUGCUAUGGUUUUGUCCACAUGCAGACCCAUUGCACCUCGUACAGAAGUGGUGGUCCCAAUGUGAUUUUGCAUCAUUUGAAAUAUCAGAAACUCAUUUCCAUGGGGAUAAAAAGGUGUACCUAGGUGUGGUGCUAGGAAGACAAAAAAAAGUUUUGCAUCCUCAUUUUCCGAAUUCACCUUCUGUGAGCUGGAGAUGAUUGGACUGGGUUGCUCCAUCCUGUUCUAUGGCUUGAACUGAGGACUCAUGAGGUUCACAUAUUGAAAUUUAUAGAUCUCUAUAGACCUAAGGAGUGGCUGCUUUGUAACAUUGGCGAACGGAAUGGAGGAUACUCUGCAAGCACUUGAUGACCUGAUUUCCCAGUUUCUGAGCUUAAAUCGGUCCCUCUGGUCCAGUUCUGAUGAUGCUAAUGCCUUCUUAGAAGCUGUGGAUGAACUAACUUCCACCAUCCAUGGCCUUGAGAACACCUCAGAGGAUCAUGUGCUCCUUGAGAGCUUUGACCUCCUUCUGGAGCGUUGUUCUAUGAGGCUUAAAGAUGAGUUCCAGCACCUGAUUGCUACAUCUGGCUUCGAUGACAACCAUGGUGACCACAAUAUCAAGAAAAGCCAGGAUGUAGAUGACAGCCACACCUUUGUAGCACUACCGAUUAGAGACUUUGGUAUCAUUGUUGAUGCCUUACCAGAGGGUGUAUCCACUGAGGCAAAUCGAAUUGCAAGAAGGAUGAUUGCUGCUGGUUUUGGUGAUAUAUGCGUUGAGACCUAUGCUUCUGCACGCCGCAACUUCAUUGAUGAGAGCAUUGCUCGUCUUGGCGUUCAUGCUAAAUUGGCAGAAAGGUUCAAGUCAGCAUCAUGGGAGGAGCUUGAGACUCAGAUCAUGCGCUGGAUCCCUGCAAUCCGAGUUGUGUUCCACAUCUUAAUCCCGAGUGAGCGCAAUCUUUGCAAUUGCAUUUUCGAUGGGUUUACAUCUUACAGUGACCUUGCCUUUGCCACUGCAUGCAAACCAUUUCUUCAGCUCUUGUCCUUUGCCAACUUUAUUGCUGCUGCUGGACAGAACCCGGAGAGUCUUUUCCGCAUUGUUGACAUGUAUGAUGCUUUAACGUGUAUCCUUCCUGUCCUUGAUGAAACCUUUGAUCAUGAGAUAGCUGCUCUUCGUGAAUGCCUUGGAUUGUCAAUUAAGGGCAUAUUUGUGGCUCUAGAAAAACUGAUACGAGGUGAUUCAAGUGAGUCUGCACCACCAGAUGGUGGAGUUCAUCCAAUAACAAGGUAUGUAAUGAACUACCUUAUGGCAGCAUGUGCAUCUCGUCAUACUUUGGAAGAAGUGAUGCAUUUGGAGUUUGGUUGUGCUGAAACAUGUCCGAUCAACCCGGACCGCCCAACAUCAUCGCUGGCGGUCUGCUUUGCUUGGAUUGUGGACGUGCUCAUAAAGAAUCUUGAGUCAAAAUCCAGGAUUUAUGGUCAUGUUCCACUCAGCCGUGUCUUCCUGAUUAACAGUGGGAUCUAUAUAAUCAAGAAAGUCAAUGGUUGUGAGCUUAAGGUCUUGCUCGGCGAGGAUUGGAUCAGGGUAAUAUCUGCAAAGGUCCACCAAUGGGUGUUGGAGUACCGUAGGGCUACCUGGGGGAGGGCCAUCAUGAUACUUGAGACGGACAGAAGGUCUGGCAGCAGUUCCAGUGUUGUGGUAGAGAAGCUGAACCACUUCCAUGACUUUGUGCAAGCGAUUUGCCAGGUGCAGUCACGGUGGGUACUGGUGGAGAAGCAGCAAGCAAUGGAUUUGAGCACUAUGGUAGAGGAGCUGGUUAUACCAGUCUACAGGGAUACAAUUGAGAUGUUAAAUGCAACAGAGGCUGUAGGGGCUUCAUAUGUGCGACCUGAGGAUGUGAAGUUGCAGAUUCAGCAUUUGUUCAAAGCAAUGGCCAAGUUAUAGAGUGGCUUUAGUUCUGGCUGCCGCUGGCGUAUUUGUGUUUAAUUUCUCAGGAGAGUGAUGUAAUUUAUGUUUUUAUGUCUCAGUCUCCUCUAUUAUUUUCACAUUUGUAUGUUACAGUGGCUGAUGUUUUGCUAACUAGAGUCAUGUGAACUCCUGUAGCAACUGGGUCUUUUAUGCUAGCACAGUGCUAUUGUCAGUUACGUACUAUAAUUCAAUAACUGUACAGAAGUUCAGUUUGCUACUAAACUUGCACUAUAUGUGAUCAAACGUCAACGAUGAUUGAUA
Molecule: messenger RNA, 2447 nt
Organism: Setaria italica (foxtail millet)
Lineage: Eukaryota; Viridiplantae; Streptophyta; Magnoliopsida; Poales; Poaceae
Product: exocyst complex component EXO70B1
Exons: 2
Coding region: 564-2162 (532 amino acids)
Biological process (GO): exocytosis
Cellular component (GO): exocyst
Molecular function (GO): phosphatidylinositol-4,5-bisphosphate binding
Source: RefSeq, a predicted model, not a curated record